Messenger RNA from Teleopsis dalmanni, 5891 nucleotides. RefSeq lists its product as uncharacterized. The transcript has 14 exons. Gene Ontology annotation, cellular component: cytoskeleton. Lineage: Eukaryota; Metazoa; Arthropoda; Insecta; Diptera; Diopsidae. The record is from RefSeq and is a predicted model, not a curated record. The coding region runs from base 391 to 5811 and encodes 1806 amino acids.
AACGAAAUUUAAAGCGACUUUUCAUUACAACUCAAGUGUAGUAAAAACAAAAAAAAAAAUAUUAAAUCAAAAAAUAUCAAAAACUGUGUCUUUGUGUUUCGAAAUUUGUAUCUUCAUCCGAGAUAGAUUUGGCCGAAAAGGACUGUUUUUUGUUGUCAAAAAAGUAGAUUAAAAGUGCUUAUACUUUAUUUAAUUGUUUUGAAUUUCAUAGUCAAGAGUAAAGUAAAGAUUUUUCAAAUAUAAUUUGUUUACGAAAGAAAGCUAAACAAACAAGUGGAAAAAUUUUGCAGUUCUUUGCACGGAAGCAAACGAAAGCCAGUUUUUAAAUUAAAGUUAUACUUUUCUUACGCAAACCCUGCAACAAAGUAACGCAAAAUAGACUUUUAAAGCAUGGGCGCAGGCGUAGAACAACGACCCUGGACUCCGACAGUACGCAAAGGUAAAAUUAGUGCUGAAGCAACAAGUCCCGGGCCAGCUUGUGUUCAAUUACCAACAUUAGUCGGUAGCAAAAUAACCGUUGAUUCUAAAAAGGCAGGUGCACCAUCUUUUAAAUUUGGUUUUCGACAUCUACAAAAAUUCGAAACAGUUGGACCAGGCCCUGCACAAUAUAAUGUUGCCGGUUUAAGUGCUAAGGGUAAGGAUACAGCACCAGCUGCUUGGAUGCCGGGUCGUUAUGAGAGCAAACAAAAAUUUCAUACACCCGCACCAGGCGAAUAUAAUGUCGAUCACGCUUCAAAGGCAAUCACCAACUCAACUCCCAAAUAUACAUUUGGUCAUCGACACACAACGACUAAGGAGAAUCAAACACCAGCCCCGAAUCAAUAUCGUGUUGUGCCGCUCGAUCUAAUAAAACCGCGCUCACCACAAUAUUCCUUUCGUAUUAAAGUUAACGUUUAUAUUGUUAACAGUCCAGCGCCAAAUAGUUAUUGCCCUGAGAAGGUCUCACUAGCUAAAAAGACUUCACCGCGCUACACAUUUGGUAGACGAACUAAAAUUCACUACGAAAAGGGAACACCAGCACCAGGUGCUUACUGUCCCGAAAAGGUCAAAUUGGAUAAAACUCCUGAAUACAGCUUCGGCAUAAAGCAUCAUGAACUUAAAACAGAUGAUACACCAGCACCGGGAUCAUAUAGGCCCGAAAAUGUUAUAAUUGAACACACGCCGGCUUAUAGUUUUGGCUUAAAAACGCAGCAUUUGACUAUUAGCGAUACUCCAGCUCCUGGCACAUAUAAACCAGAAGCUGUACGCUUGGAUCACACACCAGCAUUUUCAAUGGCCGGCAAAAUUACUUACGAUGUUGUCGAUGCGACACCAGCUCCUGGCGCAUAUCAACCUGAGAAGUGCAAUUUGGAUAAAACUCCCGCAUAUAGUUUUGGCCAGCGUGUUAUUCUAUCCAAAGGAUUUGAUACACCUGCUCCUGGCGCAUAUGAGCCAGAAAAGUGUAAACUCGAUCAUACGCCUGCUUAUUCAAUUAGUGGUCGUUAUGUUGAGUACAAAACUAGUGAAACUCCUGCACCUGGAGCGUAUGCGCCAGAAAAAGUGAAACUUGAUCACACACCUGCUUAUACGUUUGCUGGUCGCCAUGAGUUAAGGCAAGCAUCAGAUACACCGGCGCCUGGAGCUUAUUGUCCCGAAAAAGUUCGCUUAGAUCACACACCGGCGUAUAGUAUAGCUGGUAAACAUGAGUUAGCGAAACCAAAUGACACCCCUGCACCAGGUUUUUAUGCACCUGAAAAAUGUAAUCUUAAUACCAUGCCAGCGUUUACAAUAGUUGGCAGACAUAGUGUACAGAGUAUUAACGAAACGCCAGCUCCAGGUGCUUACGCUCCCGAAAAAGUGAAACUAGAUAAUACUCCUGCUUAUAGUUUUGGUGUUCGUCAUGAAAUAAGUCAGACUAUUAACACGCCUGCACCAGGUGACUAUUAUCCAGAAAAAGUCCGACUCGACUAUACACCUUCAUAUACUAUGGCUGGUAAGCAUGAGACCAAAAUUUUAAGUGAUACCCCUGCACCUAGCGCUUACGCACCGGAAAAUUGCAAAUUAGAUCACACUCCUGCUUUCACAAUUGCUGGUCGCCAUGAAACACUAAAAGUUACUGACACACCAGCCCCUGGUACCUACUGUCCAGAAAAGGUGCGAUUAGACCACACACCCUCUUACACGAUGGCUGGAAAAUACAAUAUUAAGCCAAGCAGUGAUACUCCUGCUCCAGGUGCUUAUUGCCCAGAAAAAGUAAGAUUGGAUCACACACCAGCAUACACAAUGGCUAGUAGACAAGAACCAAAAUUUAUCAACGUUACACCAGCACCGGGUGACUAUAGCCCGGAAAAAGUUCGAUUGGAUCACACACCUGCAUUUUCUCUAGGUGGACGUCACAUACAGCAAAAGGUAAGUGAUACACCAGCACCGGGGGACUACUGUCCAGAAAAAGUUAGACUGGAUCACACUCCGGCUUUUACAAUGGCUGGCAAACAUAACCUAAAGAUAUCAAGUGAUACUCCAGCACCGGGCGAUUAUAGUCCAGAAAAAGUACGUUUAGACCAUAAUCCGGCAUUUACAAUGGCUGGCAAGCAUAACCCAAAAGUAGAAAGUGACACUCCAGCACCUGGUGAUUAUUGUCCAGAAAAGGUUAGAUUGGAUCACACACCCGCUUUCACAAUGGCUGGUAAAUAUAAUUUUAAAGUAACAAGUGAUACCCCAGCACCAGGCGAUUAUAGUCCAGAAAAAGUACGUUUAGACCAUAAUCCGGCAUUUACAAUGGCUGGUAAGCACAAUCCAAAAAUCACCAGUGAUACACCAGCCCCUGGAGAUUACUGCCCUGAAAAAGUACGUAUGGAUCACACACCAGCUUUUACAAUGGCCGGCAAGCACAAUCCGAAAGUAACAAGUGAUACUCCAGCACCUGGUGAUUAUUGUCCAGAAAAGGUUAGAUUGGAUCACACACCUGCUUUCACAAUGGCCGGCAAGCACAAUCCCAAAGUAACAAGUGACACUCCAGCACCAGGCGAUUACUGUCCAGAAAAAGUACGUUUAGACCAUAAUCCGGCAUUUACAAUGGCUGGUAAGCACAAUCCAAAAAUCACCAGUGAUACACCAGCCCCUGGAGAUUACUGCCCUGAAAAAGUACGUAUGGAUCACACACCAGCUUUUACAAUGGCCGGCAAGCAUAAUCCCAAAGUAACAAGUGAUACUCCAGCACCUGGUGAUUAUUGUCCAGAAAAGGUUAGAUUGGAUCACACACCAGCUUUCACAAUGGCCGGCAAGCAUAACCCUAAGAUAUCGAGUGAUACCCCAGCACCUGGCGAUUACAGCCCUGAGAAAGUGCGUUUGGAUCAUAAUCCAGCAUUCACAAUGGCUGGCAAGCACAACCAAAAAAUAUCAAGUGAUACUCCAGCACCUGGUGAUUAUUGUCCUGAAAAGGUGCGUUUGGACCAUACACCCUCUUACACAAUGGCUGGUAAAUAUAGCUCUAAGAUGACAAGUGAUACUCCAGCACCAGGUGAUUAUUGUCCGGAAAGAGUAAGAUUGGAUCAUACACCAGCAUACACAAUGGCUGGUAAAUAUAAUUUUAAAAUAUCAAAUGACACUCCAGCUCCAGGUGAUUACAGUCCAGAAAAAGUACGCUUAGAUCAUAAUCCAGCAUUUACAAUGGGCAGCAAGCAUAAUCCAAAAAUCACCAGUGAUACACCAGCCCCUGGGGACUACUGUCCUGAAAAAGUACGUAUGGAUCACACACCAGCUUUUACAAUGGCCGGCAAGCACAAUCCCAAAGUAACAAGCGAUACUCCAGCACCUGGGGAUUACUGUCCAGAAAAGGUUAGAUUGGAUCACACGCCAGCUUUCACAAUGGCUGGCAAGCAUAAUUUUAAAGUAACAAGUGAUACCCCAGCACCCGGCGAUUAUAGUCCAGAAAAAGUACGUUUAGACCAUAAUCCGGCAUUUACAAUGGCUGGUAAGCACAAUCCAAAAAUCGCCAGUGAUACACCAGCACCAGGAGAUUACUGUCCUGAAAAAGUACGUUUGGAUCACACACCAGCUUUUACAAUGGCCGGCAAGCACAAUCCCAAAGUAGCAAAUGAUACUCCAGCACCUGGCGACUACUGUCCAGAAAAAGUGCGGUUGGACCAUAUACCAGCUUUUACUCUUGCUGGUCGCCAUAAUUUGCAAAAACCAAGUGACACCCCAGCCCCAGGAGCCUAUUGUCCCGAAAAAACACGCCUCGAUCAUACUCCAGCUUUUACAAUGGCAGGCAAGCACAAUCCAAAAAUCGCCAGUGAUACUCCAGCCCCUGGUGAUUAUGCACCUGAGAAAGUAAAACUUGAUCAUACACCAGCUUUCACAAUAGCGGGUAGAUAUGAAGUACAGAGAUCAAGUGACACACCUGCCCCGGGUGCAUACUCUCCAGAAAAAGUGCGUUUAGACCACACACCUGCUUUUACCAUUGCUGGCAAAAACAUCAUUCAAAAAACUAGUGACACGCCUGCACCUAGCGCUUAUGCACCUGAGAAUUGCAAACUUGACUAUGCACCUGCUUUUACCAUGACCGGACGCCAUGAAAUUAAAUCAUCUAGCUUUACACCAGCACCGGGUGACUACAGUCCUGAAAAAGUGCGCUUAGAUCACACACCCGCUUUUACAAUUGCUGGAAAGCAUGACAUGAAAAUUACUAAUGACACGCCGGCACCAGGUGCUUAUAGCCCCGAGAAGAUACGUUUAGAUCAUAUCCCAGCUUAUACAAUUACAGGCCGCACAACUGUAGAGCGCAUAAGUCACACUCCUGCGCCUGGUGAUUACAAACCAGAACAAUGCAAUCUUGAUCAUACACCAGCUUAUACAUUCGGUAUGAAAGUAAACACCACGAUGCGCAGUGAAUCACCAGCUCCGGGACACUACCAGCCAGAAAAGGUGAAUUUAGAUCAUGGACCAGCAUUCACAUUCGGCUUGAAGGUUAAUCGUGAUCACGUCAGUGAUACACCAGCACCCACAGCAUAUGAACCAGAAAAACAUACACUCGAACACACGCCUGCUUACACUUUUGGUACCAGGACCGAAACUAAACUCACCACAAUUGCACCAGCACCUGGACAUUAUCGUCCUGAAAACUGCAAAUUGGAUCAUUCGCCAGCUUUUAGCUUUGGUCUCAAAACAAUACCAAUGCCAGCGCUUCCAAAGGGUGCUUAUGUAGAAGACCGAAUUUUGCAAAGACGUGAAAGACGCUUAGCAAGUCCCGUUCGUAUCAAUCAAAUGCAAGUUAAUGAUGCAAAUUUGAACAACACGACUACAACAACAACGACGGUCACUGUUACAGAAGUUAGUGCCACAAAUGGUAAUGAGACCCCAAAGAGCACAACAGUAACGAAAACAACAAAAACUAUUAACGGUGACCAAGUUGUUGAGAAAGUCAAAAACAAAAAACAUAACACAAACAACAAAAUCACAAAAAAGUUAACAAAUGGCACUUCCAACACCCCAAAUGGCCACAGUCAACAGAUCACCAAGACCACAACGCGCACAAUUGACAGCAUCGACAAUGGCAAUAGUGUUGCUAGAAUUGGUGGCGACGGUGUCACAACAAAGAUCGUCACCACUACCGUGCGUACUAUAGCUAAUGGUGUCAUAGAAAACGGUAAUAGUAAGUGUAUUGCAAAUGGUGUUGCCGAUGCAACUGCCACAAAUGCUGCCGCGAAUACAACAAAAACUGUGGUAACAUCAGAUGGCGCUACUGUUACCACUACAAAGUCAGAGAAAAUGACAACAAUGAAGUACGCCGUAGAAGCCAGUACGGUACAAGAAAAAUUAAUCAGCUCCUAAUGUCUAUAAGAUCCCUACCGUUUUGGGCAGCAGCAAAGAGGGCACAAUACGUUCUGCUCCAGCAUUUUCAAUGGCUGGUC